Molecule: messenger RNA, 1439 nt
Organism: Nicotiana tabacum (common tobacco)
Lineage: Eukaryota; Viridiplantae; Streptophyta; Magnoliopsida; Solanales; Solanaceae
Source: RefSeq, a predicted model, not a curated record
AUAUAUCCGAGCGCCAUUCCUCUUCGUGUCAAAGGGAAAUGUAUUAUCAUGCUGAUGAAAUGUUAAAGCUGUGUGUAUUCUGGCACGGUGCAGUGUUGGUUUGUUGUGUUCCAUAAGAGUUUGAUUUUUCUGCAAGGCAUGUUUUUGGAUAGUGCAGACCAUAAGUUGUAACUGGACAUACAUGAUUGCAUUCGUAUAUGAAUCGUAAUCUUUUUUGAGUGUUAUGUUCUUGUGAUCCAGUUGUUUAAGCUCUUCUGGUUAAUGGCACCUGAGGUAGAUCCAGAUCAUGCUCUGAUGAUUGAAGAUAAUUUUCUUGAUACCAUGCUAGUUGAUCCAAAAAGAGAUCGCUUUCCAUGCUGCAUCGUAUGGUCACCACUUCCUGUCCUGUCAUGGUUUAUCCCCUUUAUUGGGCAUAUAGGGAUUUGUAGGGAGGAUGGCAUAAUCUUGGACUUUGCAGGGCCAAACUUCGUUUCUGUAGACAAUUUCACAUUUGGGGCACCAACUCGCUAUUUCCAAGUAAGCAGAGAACAGUGCUGCUGCAUAUCUCCUUAUUCAGCUGAACAUACAAGUGAGUAUGUCCAGAACGAUGAUGAAUCUGCAAGCCAUGUGGACACGUGGGAUGCUGCCUUGAGGAAGAGCAUUCAAGAAUUCCAACACCUGUCUUACAGCAUUUUCACUUGCAACUGCCACUCUUUUGUAGCUAAUGGCUUAAACAGGCUGGGGUUUCAGGCUGGUGGAUGGAAUGUAGUCAACCUGGCCAUUUUCAUUUUCCUCAAGGGACGUUGGGUAAAUAAAACAUCUAUAGUUAAAACCUAUUUACCGCCUCUUGUUGUGCUUGGUUUAGGACUCAUCUUUGGAGGAGGGACUUUCCUUGCUUACCUGGUAAUUUUCAUGUUUGUUCUUAUUGGUUGGUUUCUCCUCGGCACAUACUGUUUCAAGAUGUUGAUCCAUGUGUAGUCAGUCACUUGGAAUUAUUUGAUUCCUACAACCCGUAUCGAAUCUGUAUGUUAGCCGACACUUGUAAUUUUGGAUAUGAUACAAGUAACUUCGUCAGUUGAUAUACUCUAAUAUCUUAGAGCUGGUAACUUCAAGUUCUGUAUAUGUCGAGAUACUCAGUUGGGAAAGCUGGCUUCUGUUUCACCUGCAAGAUUUUUGUAAGUGUAGCUGUUUCUUGUUCCACAGAGACGUGAUGUAGGAGAGGCUUGAACUUAUGGGAUGUCCCAGCAGGGUCAAGAGGCUUGAAUAUUUGUCCAGGGAAAUGAAAACGAAAUGUCAAACUUGUAUUUAUUGGGGGAUUUUAAUCUAGAAUUCUAUUUUUUACUUAUUCGUUAUCAUAUUAUCAUAUUGUUAUAGUGGCAUCAGAGUGAGCUUCCGAGAAGCAUUCUCUAUGAAUUCACAUGGAAAUAGCUUGAUAAGAUAUGAAGAGAUUGUUUGAGCAA